UGCGACUUCCGGCAAAACUGACGUCUGAAGAAAAAGACAUUUUGAAAAAAAAAUUAAAAAAGGAAGCUUUUUUUUUUCCCAAUGGCGGAAGCAGAGAAGAAGCGAGAUCAAACAUUUCCUCAGGGAAAAAUCAUUACUUUAUCCCCCCACCUAAAUUUAGAGAAGGAGGAGGAGAAAGAUCUGGACCUUGGCCACUGCGACGAGCACGAGUCUCCUCUUCCUCUCACCGUCACUUCUCGUGUUCUGUACAUGUUAGGAGACAUAGCAGCUGGUCCAGCUUAUCGGUUUACCCAAUGGUUGGAUUUAGUUCGUAAACGCAGUGCUACUUACGGUUCCUCUGGCUUCCCUCACCGUCUUCACCGCCUCGAUGAUAUGGUCUCAAGUGCAGGAGAGAGGAGUGCUGAUCCAAAAAGUCCACCGAGUAAGGAGACUUCAGAGAUUAGUCUGUGGGAAAGACUUGGCAAAGCUUCUAUUGUGGAUAUCGACUCCAGCUCCUUUUCUUGGACCAUGCUCUCUUCGCUUCACCACACUGAACAUAGUAGCAGCACUGAUCAUUCUGAAGAGGACCAGAGUAAACCUCUCGAGGUUACUGUGAAUUCUGGGGGAGUUGUUUUCUUCGCCCUGUUCAGUCAUCCCAGCUCUGAAGAUGCUUCCCGAAAGGAAGAAGCAGCAGCGGUUAUUAAAUUCGCAUCGUCGAGGAUGGCCACGCAGUCAGAACGUCUAGGUUAUGAGUUUGCCAAGUGGCUAGGUGUGCAGAUUCCGCAGGCUAGAGUAAUUCAUAGCUGUAACCCUGAGUGGACACUGAUCAAAGAAGCAACUGAGAAAGCACAAGCUAAAGCGAGUUCGGAAGGAGACGAGGUUGGUUUGGUGACUUGUUCAGAACUUCUGGAAGCCCUUGAGCUCAGUCGUUGUCUUCUCCUUAUGAGCUAUGUACAUGGAUGUCCAUUGCUAGAGAGCAUGAGCAGUUUCGAAACCGAAGAAAAAGCAGAGAGAGCUGCUUCAGCGCUAGGGAGAAUCCUGGUCCUAGAUCUCGUGAUAAGAAACGAAGACAGACUACCCUGCCGUCAGCUGAGAUGGCGCGGCAACCCCGCGAACCUCUUGCUGACAGACAGGAUCGUGUCAUCAUCGACCAAACCUCCUCUGGAGUGCUCUUUCGAAGAAGCGUUCGAUUCCGCCAUCAAACGGUGCCAUCCGAGAGACUACAGAUCCAUUCAGAAGGAGAGAAGAGCUUCCUCUGUCGACAGCAGGUCUAGGUUGAGUGUCAGCGAUCACCGUCUGGUCUCUCAGUCGUCUGACUUCUCUGAUAUAACCGAAUCGCCUAGAUCGUAUGACACCGAGUUCAUGAGUCCCAUGUCUGAUAGCUCCUCCAUGGCUCCUGAGUUUCACAUUGUUACUAUAGACUCUGUUGUUCCAAGACGUCCUCCUGCUGGCAAACGAGCAAGCGACCAAGAGAUCUAUCCGAGAUUAGUUGAGCUGCUUCUCAACAGCAGCCAGUAUUCUUCAAAUCUGUUAUACGAAAUAACAGAAGGAGGUUUAGGGUCUCCACAGGCGAAAGAUGGUGAAGAAACACCUACUAAUGUAGUGACGCCAGUUGUGCGUGAGUUUCGAAACGGUUUUCGCGCUGGUCUCAGGGACUUGCACGAGUUCCACAUCUUCCUCGUCACGCUUCAUCAGAAGCUAGACGGUUUGCUGCGCGCGUUUUUCAGUAUGAUGGACAAAACGAUGUGUGCUGAUUUCGAGAGAGAUGACUUCGCUGUUCCCGAGUCUCCAUCGCAGAGUUUUGGCGGCGGCCAUGAUCAUCAUUACCCGUCUCCUUCGAAAGAACAACGGGUGGUGACUAGUGAUAACGGCUUUGACCAGAGCGAGUCAGAUUUGUCGCAGAGAUCGGUUCCUAGGACGCCGGGUUCUGAAAACAAGGAAGGGGGAGAUGCUGCUGCAACUUCGCCUAAGUCACGAGAAAGCUGGCAUGGGAGAUACAGUAGAGGUGGAGAGUCUCUUAGUAGUCAGCGUUUGGCAGCAAAGCUCCGUGACUUCCAUAAAUUUGCAAAGAUUGAUGCGGAGUCUAAUAAAGAACUAGACCAGUGGAAUGAAACGCUCAGGAACGAAGUUAUGAAACUCUGCCAAGAGAACGGUUUCAACACUGGUUUCUUUGAGGGGAGUGAUAAUAACAGUUGUACUGAUGCUUACGAGCUUAAGGUUAGACUUGAGCAUAUUCUUGAGAGGAUAUCAUUGAUUACCAAAGCUGCUAAUACGGAGAAACCAUCGAUGAUUCAAGAGAAUCUCUUCAUCGGUGGAGGAUUGGCUGCAAGGUCUGUAUACACUCUUCAGCAUUUAGGUAUAACUCAUAUUCUUUGCUUGUGCGCUAAUGAAAUAGGGCAAUCAGAUACUCAGUACCCUGAUCUCUUCAACUACAAAAAUUUCUCAAGAGAGCGCUCUCUUCUUGUGUCUUCUUGUUUUGACCAGCAGAUAACCGACGAUGAAGACUCAAAGAUUGAAGGCAUCUUUCAAGAAGCUCUUGAUUUUAUCAACCAUGGUGAAGAAACAGGAGGCAAGAUUCUAGUUCACUGCUUUGAAGGUCGGAGUAGAAGCGCAACCGUAGUGCUUGCCUACCUAAUGCUCCGAAAGAACCUGACGCUUUUAGAAGCGUGGAGCAAACUGAGGAAAGUUCACAGACGAGCUCAGCCGAACGACGGGUUUGCCAGGAUCUUGGUGAACAUCGACAAGAAAUGUCACGGGAAGGUGUCGAUGGAGUGGAGGCAGAGGAAACCGACCAUGAAAGUGUGUCCGGUUUGUGGUAAGAACGCAGGUUUAAGCAGCAGUUCGCUGAAACUGCAUCUCCAGAAAUCUCACAAGAAACUGUCUUCGGGAAGUGUGGACAGUGCAAUGAACAUGGAGAUACAAAAGGCUUUGGAGGCACUUCAGCUGAGCAGCGGUCGUGGCUCCAGUGUUAGCUCCAGUUCUUUUCAGUCCCUUAGUGGUUAAAGAGAGUUUCGGUUUUAGUAUCUAUCUGUGGUUUGUUUGUCCCGGUUAAAGUCUCUAACCACAACAUGUUUCAGUUUUUUGAAUACUAGACUUGUUUUCCUUCCCUGUAAGGAUUUUUUUAACUUGGUAUACAAAAUAAAACCUGUUUGAUUGGAA
Messenger RNA from Raphanus sativus (radish), 3138 nucleotides. RefSeq names its product dual specificity protein phosphatase PHS1-like. Lineage: Eukaryota; Viridiplantae; Streptophyta; Magnoliopsida; Brassicales; Brassicaceae. Gene Ontology annotation, molecular function: protein tyrosine/serine/threonine phosphatase activity. Gene Ontology annotation, biological process: response to abscisic acid; protein dephosphorylation; cortical microtubule organization. The record is from RefSeq and is a predicted model, not a curated record. The transcript has 9 exons. Bases 82 to 2982 code for a protein of 966 amino acids.